AGGCAUGACGGCACUCUGAGUCGCGAUGGGUGACUGGAAAGGCUACAUCAGUGCGGUGCUGCGAGACCAGCGUAUAGACGACGUGGCCAUCGUGGGCCACUCAGACAGUCGCUGCGUGUGGGCGUCACGACCUGGGGGCCUGCUGGCAGCUAUCUCACCUCAGGAGGUGGGUGUGCUCACAGGGCCUGACAGGCGCACCUUUCUGCAGACGGGCCUGAGCGUGGCAGGUCGCCGCUGCUGCGUCAUCCGUGAUCACUUGCUGUCGGAGGGCGACGGAGUGCUGGACGCGCACACCAAGGGGCUGGACGGGCGUGCAGUCUGCGUGGGCCACACGCCACGUGUGCUGCUCGUGCUCAUGGGCCGACGGGGUGUGCAUGGGGGCAUCCUCAACAAGACUGUGCACAAGCUUAUCCACGGGCUAUGCACACAGGGCACAUAGCAGGACAGCCAGGCUGCCUGGAGCAGGGUCAAAAUAAACUCUGAACCUGGGUUUGACUGGCUCAUCUUAGAGCUGUGCAGAGGGAGUUGCAGAUGAGGAAACUGGUUUACCUUAAGAUUCUUGCAGAAGGGUUAUAUGGUAGGGCUAGGACACAGACACAUCCCAGCCUCCUAUGCCCUACACCUGGCCCUCCCAUCCAUGUGUGCCUUGCAGAGGCCUCUGGCCUGACUUGCCAGGCCAUAGUCAAUGGGUCUAGGCACCUUCUCAGUGUCCUAAGGACACUGCAGCUGAGGAAGAGUACCAGGGGGUGGCCUUCUCAAACCCUCUAGCUCAGGCCUUAACAUACUUUCUUAAAAAUUUUUGCACAGUUCUGUGCAGAACCAACUGUAAAGGGAACCCCUUCCUACCCUUUUACACCCCUCCCUAGACACACAGGAGCUAGGAUCUGUGGCAUCAGGGAGUCAGACUGGAGGCUGGUUCUUUUUCACCUGCUCCAGUUGGCAUGAGGAAGCACCAGCAAGGGCGGUAAGCAGGUGGAGUGGGGCUGGUAGCUUGGAGAGCCUCUCUGGGGCCCUCAGGCCCAUGUAUCUCCCCCAGCAUAUCUCAGAGGGGAUGGUGGGGGGACACAUGUCCAAGACCAUCUCAACCAGGCUGGAGCCCUAGAGCCUUCCUGCCCCCUUAGGGCCCAAAGGUCCCAGAGGACUCCCUGAACUAGAGGGAGGAACUUUGGCAUCCCCCACCCCUUGACCCUCACCCUGCAGGCCUCAGCUCCAGGGACCCUAUGGGGAGGAGGAAUUGAAAGUUUAGGUGGGUUUAAAUGAGGCCUGGUUAUUGCCCAAAGGUAGAGGACAAAAGUGGGAGGAGGGUGGCUGGUCAUCCAGGACAUGACCUCUCUUAUUCGUUUCUACCCUCCCUGUCCCCAUUCCCUGCCCUAGUGUCACUGACAAGUCCCCACCUGUCACUUAUUUUCUGGAGCACUGAUCUUAUCCCAGAAAGAGGGAGAGAGUGAGGAAGUGAGGUGAGUCCAGAGGCAGGGAGAGAUCACAGGUCAGCCUGUUGAGGUCUGGGGAUGGAGGUGCAGAGAGCCCUCCUUGCAACUUAGCUUGAGGGUGGCCCCAGUCCCCAGGGGCUAGCUUCCAGGGAGUCUGAAUCAGGGAUUGGACUCAUUAAAGCAGG
Manis pentadactyla (Chinese pangolin) is the source of this 1615-nucleotide messenger RNA. RefSeq names its product profilin 3 (gene PFN3). Lineage: Eukaryota; Metazoa; Chordata; Mammalia; Pholidota; Manidae. Bases 26 to 439 code for a protein of 137 amino acids. The transcript has a single exon. Gene Ontology annotation, cellular component: cytoplasm. Gene Ontology annotation, molecular function: actin binding. The record is from RefSeq and is a predicted model, not a curated record. Gene Ontology annotation, biological process: actin cytoskeleton organization; positive regulation of actin filament bundle assembly; regulation of actin filament polymerization.